Messenger RNA from Oreochromis aureus, 718 nucleotides. RefSeq names its product transmembrane protein 254. NCBI's taxonomy places the organism in Eukaryota, Metazoa, Chordata, Actinopteri, Cichliformes, Cichlidae. Bases 59 to 430 code for a protein of 123 amino acids. The record is from RefSeq and is a predicted model, not a curated record. The transcript has 4 exons.
AAAUAUCCGGGUUUAAUUGUACGGUCAUAUUUGUACGGGACAACAAGCAGCAGCGGCGAUGGCUACAAGUGAUGGACGCGAUUAUUUUCAGAGAACACGUCUCUUCUGGAUGGUCACCCUGUCAGUGGCGCUGAUAUAUUUCGCUUGCACAGUGUUUGCACCAGAUGUAGUCCCAUUUGAGCUCCUUGGUCCAUUUGGUACCUUCUCCAAAAACCUUGCAUAUAACCAUCCUGAUCUACUGUACAAAGGAUGGUGGUUGACCUGUGCUAUUCAUCUUUCUGAGGCCCUGGUUGCACUGAAGUUGUGCAGUAACAAAGGCAUCAAGGACAUGUCCACUCGGUGCCUUUGGUUUAUCCAGACCUUUCUGUUCGGCUUCGCCUCCCUCCACCUGCUAAUUAAGUACGACCCAGAGCGUUCCAAGCAGGACUGACCUUACCAGGAGAAGCCUACAGAACAACACAUCUGAGUCUAGAGAGCCCUUCUUGGGGCCUCAACUUCUUCCACUGUUCACUUUGAUUAUAAGAUCCUGCUGGAGAGCAUGAAAUGGAGCAAUACUCUUGAGCCUUUUCUUUAAUAGUGUUUCUUUUAAUAGAAUUCCAAAGACAUAUCUUUGAUAGAAAUGCUAGAAAUUUUCUUACAUAGUUUACAGGAAUUAAAGAUAUUUUGUAAUAGAGAUCACUGUUUCAUUCCAUAUUUUCUAGAUUUAAGGAGAACGGUG